GUCAGAUUUCGCUUCAAAUUUAGACCUUCCUUUCUCUUUCUUGAUUCCACCGAUAUCUUCUCACUGUCCAAACUAGCAAUUCGAUCGAGGAGUAGGCUUUUGGAGGAAGAUGAAGAAGAGAGUUUCUGUUGCUUUCUCGAAACAUCAACCAGUAGACUACGAAGAUGUCUUCAGUACCUGAUGUUGCUGGAAUUGUGGAUAACUCCAAGGAACUCGAUCGGCUACGGAAAGAUCAGGAAGAGGAUCUCAUUUCCAUAAAUAAAUUGCACAAGAAACUUCAAUCCACACCUGAGAUGGUUGAGAAGCCUGGGGAUAACACCUUGGCAAAUCUUAGGGUUUUGUACACUCGAGCUAAAGAGCUUUCUGAAAGUGAAGCAACAUAUGUUCAUUAUUGGAAGAUUCUAUAAUUUCAAUUGAGCUAAUAUCAUCUUGUUUGCAUAAUGUUCUAUGCCGAAAUUGAUUUUUUGAAUUGGCUGCAAAUAUCAGGUCAUUUGAUAAGUCAACUGGAAACACUAAUCCCAUCUGGACAACCUGGGCAGCAACGAAGAAGAAUAGAAGGCACUGAGCCGAAAAAGAAGAGAAUGAAGACCGACAUGGAUAUGCCCAGACAUUCUCAAUCUAUUCGAAAUCAGCUGGAUGCACUUACUAGUUUGAAGGGCGAACAAGUAGCAGCUAGAGUAACACAAGAAAAUGCAGAGAAAGAUGAGUGGUUUGUCGUUAAAGUGAUUCAUUUUGACCGAGAAACAAAAGAAUUUGAAGUACUUGAUGAGGAGUCUGGUGAUGAUGAAGAGAGUGGUGGGCAGAGGAAGUACAAGUUGCCAAUGUCUCGCAUUAUACCGUUCCCAAAGAGAAAUGAUCAACCAGGUGCUCAAGAAUUCCCUCAUGGAAAACAAGAUAAAGGAUGA
This is a messenger RNA of Impatiens glandulifera, 905 nucleotides long. Its product is annotated as SAGA-associated factor 29 homolog A-like. The coding region runs from base 441 to 905 and encodes 154 amino acids. NCBI's taxonomy places the organism in Eukaryota, Viridiplantae, Streptophyta, Magnoliopsida, Ericales, Balsaminaceae. The transcript is spliced from 6 exons. Gene Ontology annotation, cellular component: SAGA complex. The record is from RefSeq and is a predicted model, not a curated record.